This is a messenger RNA of [Torrubiella] hemipterigena, 2546 nucleotides long. The record is from the annotation of a GenBank genome assembly. Lineage: Eukaryota; Fungi; Ascomycota; Sordariomycetes; Hypocreales; Clavicipitaceae.
AACGCAUCCACCCACUCUCGAGUCAGGCGCUAGACUCAUGUUGGACUUGGUCGCGCUCGGCAGAGUCCACAGCAGAGAUAUCGCACUAUAUUAGUGCGCUUGGUUCCCCCAAUCUGCACCGAGCUAACUCCCUCGCUCUAACCUCUUCCGCCUAGUCUCACUGAUCGAGCCCCCAUCCUUGCCACCAUCCCCAGCAAGAUCAGCGCGCUCCAGGACGCAGUCUAGUGCCUGGCCUCUGCACCACACGCCCCCCAAACAAUAACCCUCCUCUCCAUGCGCCACUCCUUCCACAACCGGCGCCAGUAAACAUAUACUGGUUUGCGCGCCGCUUGCGACGAAUCCUCAACCUGGACACCUCCUCGACACCCUUUCUGUCGCAUUCAUAUUCGCCGCCUGCGGUCUAUUACUAUAUUUUCUUCUUCAUCAUUUAUUUUAUUCCCUGACCGCACGCGCUGCUGAACCGAGUCGCACGCACGGCACACACACACAGACGCACGCACACCGAAGCAGGCAGCGUCCAACCAACCAACCAACCAACCACCCCGCCACGCUUUGCCGUCGCUAGUCACUGCGUCUUCACCAGACCGCCACCAACUACCACCAACCCUUGGCCGUCCCAUUUUAUCGCGAAGAAAAAAGCGAGCCGACGUGUAAUUCCUCCUCUAUGGAUCGCGCUGCUCCAGAAUACUCGCAGACAGGUUUGCCAUCGCCCUAUCCAAGCACCUUUGGCGACGCCCCAUCCGAAGGCUCCUCCGCAGAACAUCCUGCUGCUGCUGCUCAGUACCCUCCUGUGCAAAAAGACUCGAGCUAUCCCGCAUCGGCCACUCCUACUUCCGAGUACGGCGUGUAUCCUACGUCGGCGCGUUCAGGAUCCUUUCCAGAACCAGGUCAGCGUUCAUACCAUCCAGCCGGCAACUCCAGCAGUGGCGGUAUGGCGCAACAGCACAGUCCGUCUUUGUCCCAUCAGGAUGGGCGUAGCCAUCAAGCCCACCACGUCAAUUCUGACAGCGAUGUUCCUAUAGAUCCGUCCAUCGCGGCGCCGAGCCCUACAUAUCCCUAUGGCCAGCACUCCCCUUAUGCGCCCAACCCCGACAUGUCGCACGGCUACCCUCAUCCCAGUGGCGGCAUGUAUGGUCAACCGCGCCCAGAAUGGGGAGCCUAUGGCCAACAUGGCCCUCCCAUGACUCCUGGUGGUCACCCUGUCUACGCUCAAGGUGGCCAGCCGCCGCAACAGCGCCCUAGCCAGGUCUACUCCUUCGUCCCGAUUCCCGGCGCGCAGCAACACAAACGCCCCCGAAGACGCUAUGAGGAAAUUGAGCGCAUGUACAAGUGUGGCUUCCAAGGCUGCGAGAAGGCAUAUGGUACUCUGAACCAUUUGAACGCCCACGUUACAAUGCAGUCUCAUGGACAAAAGCGAACACCAGAAGAAUUCAAGGAAAUCCGCAAGGAAUGGAAGGCGCGCAAGAAGGAAGAAGACGCUCAGCGCAAGGCUGAGGAGGAGAGACAGCGGGCCACUGGAGAGGCACAUGAGCCUCCCUCAUCGUACCCUGGCUCGCGGCCAGUACAGCUGCCUCCCAUCGGCUACUCCCAUCAGUACCCUGCGCCGCCCUCUGGCCAACCGCCUAUGCAAGAGUACGGUGGUAGCCACAUGUACUCGAGUUACCAGCCUCACUCGCCUUACGGUGCCCAGAACUUGUACAACCAAUCCAAUGGAAGCCAAGCUCCCAGUCACUAAAGCUUGACAGACCAUGGUCUGGUCGGUCCAAGCGAGCAGCGGAGAGCCGAGAAAGCUUACUAGCAACUCGGUUGUAUUGAUUGAUGAUAUUCCCCCUCUUUUCUUUCUUUUUCUUCUUUGCAGCUUUUCCGCGCUGAGGGCUUCUCAGCUUAUACAUUUGGAUGCAGCACCUCGCGGUGCUGGCGUUUGAUCUUUUGACCUGGAUGGUUUUCUCUCUGCGUUCUUGUUGCUCUUCUUCUCCCUGCCACCCUUUACUUUUGAAGGGGGGUUAGGCGACCCUUUUCUUUUCUAUUCCCUUGUGUUAUUCGCAUACAUGACCUGGCGGAUUCGGCACUGGUGUCUUUUGUUUUGGAACGGUUGGCGGAGCGGAGUUUGGUCGUUGCGAAACCAAUCCCUUUCGGCUUUGAGAGUCGACUGCUUAUCUGUUUAUACGGAUUGGUUAUUGUGCUUUGUUCUGGUUUGCCCUGUUUUGCUUGUCUGAUUUUUUAUUACAACGUUUAGUUUUUGGGAUCCUCCUCAACAGCAACAAAGAAACUUCCGCAGGCUCUACCACGCAAUCUCGAGGAAUCGAGAGCGAGGAAAAAGAUGUUGAAGAGGGUUGGUGACACUUAGCACGUUUAUUGAGCCUUUUGAGGCUGCUUUGGAGCAAAUGUACGAGAAAGUGGCGAGCUCAUGGGAGCUACGGGAGUUGGACGCCCUUUUUUUUGGAAUGUGAAAUCUUCUUAUUACUUUUACAUAUACGGUAAAAUACCCCCCUGGUUGUUAGACCUUUUUAGUGUGCAGCAAGCAAUAUAUUCCAUCCGCAACAAGU